AUGGCAUCAACCACUGUCAACAAGCUCCCCAACUGGCUCGAUGCAGAGGGCAAUUUUGAUGCAGACGCCCUGCAAGCCAAAUAUCGCGAGGAACGAGACAAAAGACUUCGGACGGAGGGACUGAACCAAUACCAGUCCGUGGAUGAGAGCGCUCUCAAGCACUAUGCCGAGGACAUUUGGACGCCCCGAGUGGAACGGAGUCCAAUCGAGGAGAACAUUGACUACUUAAUUGUGGGAGCCGGGUUCAGCGGAAUGCUUUUAGCGGUCCGUCUAAUUGAAGCGGGUAUCAGCGACAUCAAAAUAGUCGACAAGGCCGGCGAUUUUGGUGGGACGUGGUAUUGGAAUCAAUAUCCAGGGGCGGCUUGUGACAUUGAAGCCUAUAUCUAUAUGCCACUGCUGGAUGAAACCGGCUACGUCCCGACCGAAAAGUAUGCAAGAGGUCCCGAGCUGUACGAACACAGCCGGAGGAUUGCGCAGAUAUACGGCCUAUACAACAAGGCACUCCUUCAGACCGAAGUAGAGACUCUGAUUUGGAAUGAGGUUAUGAAAUGCUGGGAAGUCUCGACAAACCGGGGCGAUAAAAUCCAUGCCCGUUUUGUAACCACGGCCGGCGGUUUACUACAUAAGAUGAAGUUCCCGGGUGUGUCUGGUAUCGACAGCUUCAAAGGCCACAGCUUUCAUACGAGUCGAUGGGACUACAGCUACACGGGAGGCAAUCAGCAAGGAAAUCUGACCGGCCUGAGCGACAAACGAGUGGCUAUUAUCGGAACCGGGGCGACCGCCCUGCAAGCCGUUCCACAGCUCGGCCGCUGGGCGAAGCAUCUCUACGUGUUUCAACGUACGCCUUCUUCUGUCGACGUCCGACUUGAUCAGCCAACAGAUCCGGAAUGGGCCAAAACCUUGACCAAGGGCUGGCAACAGAGACGGAUGAAUAAUUUCAAUAUUCUGGUCUCGGGCGGUCACCAGGACGAGGAUCUCGUGAGCGAUGGGUGGACUGACAUCCUCACCAAUAUCUCCAUCUCGGGAAAAAUGGUCGAGGAGAAUAGAAAAGCUGCUAAUCCAGUUAAAGCCGCCGAAGAAUUGCAAAAGAGAAUGCAACUCGCGGACUUUAAAAAAAUGGAGCAGGUGCGACAGCGGGUUGAUUCUAUCGUUGAGGACCCUGAGACGGCAAAUUCUCUCAAACCAUGGUACAACUUUAUGUGUAAGCGCCCGGGUUUCCAUAACGACUAUCUCCCGACAUUCAACAGACCCAAUGUCACUCUUGUCGACACACAGGGCAAAGGCAUCGAGAAAAUCACCGAGAAAGGUGUGGUGGCUGACGGAAAAGAAUACGAAGUCGAUUGCAUUGUCUACGCCACAGGAUUUGAAUACAUUGGAAACGACUAUAGCCAGCGUAUGCGCAUCCAGAUGAAAGGCCGCAAUGGGGUAGCCCUUCACGAGCAUUGGAAAGAUGGACCCCGGACCUUUCAUGGCCUUUACACGCGUGGAUUUCCGAACCAUUUCAUCAUGAGCGUGACUCAGUCUGCGGUGGCGCCCAAUUUCUCGCACAUGCUCAACGAGCAAGCAAAACACAUUGCUUAUGUGGUUGCGGAGGCCAGCAAGCGAGAGGCCACCAUGGUGGAAACAUCAGCAGAAGCCGAACAGGAGUGGAUUGAUACCAUUAUUGAGCUGGGCAAACUGCGCGAAGACUUUUUGAGAGAGUGUACCCCGAGUUAUUACAAUGACGAAGGUAAGAUAUCGCGCAAGACCCUCCAAAAUGGUCGUUAUGGCUUGGGGUCUCCGGCUUUUGUUGAACUGCUGGAAGACUGGAGAGCCGCGGGGACCCUCCAAGGUCUGGAAUUUGAUGGUGAGCCGGUGGCAAAUGUGCCGGCGGUCGCGAAUCACGUCGUGACUGCCAGCGAGAAGGUUCCUCUAAGUGAACACAUUCAGGGAGUUGAGAAUUUGAUUCCAGUGGCGUAG
This is a messenger RNA of Cladophialophora psammophila CBS 110553, 1959 nucleotides long. Its product is annotated as cyclohexanone monooxygenase. The coding region runs from base 1 to 1959 and encodes 652 amino acids. The transcript has a single exon. NCBI's taxonomy places the organism in Eukaryota, Fungi, Ascomycota, Eurotiomycetes, Chaetothyriales, Herpotrichiellaceae. The record is from RefSeq and is a predicted model, not a curated record.